Messenger RNA from Oncorhynchus keta (chum salmon), 3389 nucleotides. Its product is annotated as gamma-aminobutyric acid receptor subunit rho-2-like. The record is from RefSeq and is a predicted model, not a curated record. Bases 252 to 1694 code for a protein of 480 amino acids. NCBI's taxonomy places the organism in Eukaryota, Metazoa, Chordata, Actinopteri, Salmoniformes, Salmonidae. Gene Ontology annotation, biological process: nervous system process; regulation of membrane potential; monoatomic ion transmembrane transport. Gene Ontology annotation, molecular function: GABA-A receptor activity; extracellular ligand-gated monoatomic ion channel activity; neurotransmitter receptor activity. The transcript has 10 exons. Gene Ontology annotation, cellular component: synapse; neuron projection; GABA-A receptor complex.
GCUGAAGCUGCGCGCUCGGUGCCUUGGUUUGGAGCGCUUGGAAACCAACCACUGUAGACCGUGGACCAAUCAGGGAGCAAUAAGCGGGACAAGCCGCUUGGCCUCGUGAACAGUCGUUGUUACUUAUUCAACCGGCAAACUGCCUCACUACAAUGCUUGGGAACAAAAUAUGCUACAAUGCUCAAACCAUUGCGGACGUGGAUUAAAGGGAUCGCUUCACUCAUUCGAAGACUUUUGAGUUUUCACACAUAAUGCCUUAUAUUAAGUUUUUGUUCUUACUUUUUUGCUUGAUACUUAUCGGGGAAUGCAGAAAGCACAAAAGUAGGAAAAGGCGGUGGUCCGGGGCGGUGGAAUCUUACAAGCAUGGCGCUCCCCUGACUGGAAAAAGGAUGGUUGAUAACACCAAAUCUCGCAAAUUGAAGACAGACAACCUGCUGCGAGUGGAUGACCAUGAUUUCACCAUGAGACCAGCCUUUGCAGGCCCUGCUGUCCCUGUAGGGGUGGAUGUUCAGGUGGAGAGUUUGGACAGUAUAUCAGAGGUGGACAUGGACUUCACCAUGACCCUGUAUCUGAGGCACUACUGGAAAGAUGAGAGGCUGUCCUUUCCCAGCACAACCAAUAAGAGCAUGACGUUCGACGGGCGCCUGGUCAAGAAGAUCUGGGUGCCUGAUGUGUUCUUCGUCCACUCCAAGAGGUCGUUCAUUCAUGACACCACCACUGAGAACAUCAUGCUCAGGGUGUUCCCAGACGGACACGUGCUCUACAGCCUCAGGGUGACGGUUACUGCUGCCUGUAACAUGGACUUCAGUCGUUUCCCUCUGGAUUCACAGACCUGCACCUUAGAGCUGGAGAGCUAUGCUUACACGGACGAGGACCUCAUGCUGUAUUGGAAGAGUGGGGAUGAGUCCCUGAGCACGGAUGACAGAAUCUCCCUGUCUCAGUUCCUCAUCCAGAAGUUUCACACUACCUCCAGACUGGCUUUCUACAGCAGCACAGGCUGGUACAACCGUCUGUACAUCAACUUCACCCUGCGACGCCACAUCUUCUUCUUCCUGCUCCAGACCUACUUCCCUGCAACUCUGAUGGUCAUGUUGUCCUGGGUGUCGUUUUGGAUCGACCGCCGGGCCGUCCCGGCCAGGGUCUCAUUAGGUAUCACCACGGUGCUCACCAUGUCCACCAUCAUCACUGGAGUCAACGCCUCCAUGCCCAGGGUUUCCUACAUCAAAGCUGUGGACAUUUACCUCUGGGUCAGUUUUGUGUUUGUGUUCCUAUCGGUGCUGGAGUAUGCUGCCGUCAACUAUCUGACAACGUUGAGGGACGGGAAAGAUCGGAAGCUCAGGGAAAAGGCCAGAGAACAGUCCCUGGGCCUGGCGAGAGAACAGUCGCUCCCCUGCACAUGUGGCAUGUCCCACACCGGGACCAUGAUGGCGGACGGGACCUACAGCGAGUCCGACACCAACAGUCUAGCCGGGUACACCAGGGCCCCAGCUCCUGAGGACCCCCCGGAGAAGCAGGAACGCAUGGUAGUGCACAUCUCCUUAGACAACGAGUCCACGGCGGCAACCAAGAAGAAGACGGGCUUCCGCAGCUUCAGUUUCAUGCAGAACACCCACGCCAUUGACACCUACUCCCGCAUGAUCUUUCCUGGAUCCUACAUCAUUUUCAACCUCAUCUAUUGGUCUGUGUACUGCUGAGGCUCUCCCGGACAGCCUUGUUAGAGUCAGCAGAGAGACAAUCUACUGAUGUUGCUGUACCAGAUGAAACAGGACCGUUAUUUAACUCUGACCGACAAAACUGAUUGACUCAAAGUGGUAAUGGCCUCCGUAAUGCACAUUGAGGUGAUGGAGUUCUUAUAACACCUGUGCUCACCAGCAGCACUCACAAAAGGUUUUCACAAAUCUCUAGAUGGAUAACACCAUUCUAUCCUCACCAUCAGCUACAACCAUGUUACUACUUGACUCAACUGUACAGCUUUCCUUUUUUUGCUAUAUAGACUAUUUACGCAACCAUGCAGGUCCAAGCACAACUAUGAUGAAUUUUAUACUCAUGGCACUGUCAAAGCAGGAAAACUGUGUCUGUAUUACUGACAGUAUACGUACUUCUGAAAAUGGACUAAGCGUUGCCCAAGCUUGCCUCCUUAAGCAGAAAACAGAAAGCUUGAUCCAUAAUGUGAGGGUUUGACCUCUUAAAAUCGACUAUGUUGAUUAGGCAAGCAUCAGUUGCUCAUGAGCAAAUUGAAACACAGCCACAGACUCAUGAGCAAAUUGAAACACAGCCACAGACUCAUGAGCAAAUUGAAACACAGCCAGAGACUCAUGAGCAAAUUGAAACACAGCCACAGACUCAUGAGCAAAUUGAAACACAGCCACAGACUCAUGGGCAAAUUGAAACACAGCCAGAGACUCAUGGGCAAAUUGAAACACAGCCAGAGACUCAUGGGCAAAUUGAAACACAGCCACAGACUCAUGGGCAAAUUGAAACACAGCCACAGACUCAUGGGCAAAUUGAAACACAGCCACAGACUCAUGGGCAAAUUGAAACACAGCCAGAGACUCAUGUCUUCUAGGAAUGCACCAAGUGUUAUUAUUUUUAACAGCUGAUCAUGAUUGAGCAAACCACACAAAAAUCUAAAUCUACAUUGAUACAAGUUGGCAGAUCUUCACUUAGAUUACAGUAUUUCAGUAUUUAUUUAAUUAUUUAUUAAUGAUCUAUUUAUUUAAUGAUUUAUUCAUUUUAGGCCUAUCAAUUUACUUACAUAAUAAAUGUUUAGUGCAACUAAUAUGCCAUUAUACCUUAAGUUGUUAAAAACCAUGCAUGGGGCUUAAUAGUUUUUUUUAUGGUUGGCCACAGAAAUUGUGAGGGCGGGUACCAUUAAUGAAUGCUUAUGUGAACUAUCAUUCAGCUUGUUUCAGGAACUCAAUGUUAUCCACCAAUUAAAGAGUUGUUUCUGUUUGUAUAUUACUCAGAAGGGGGUUUUCAAGACUUAUAAACCUUUAUCAGCGAUGUAAUGAACUUGAACAGCCUUAAGUGAACUGGUUUCACAGCGAAAUCUUGUGUUUGUUUGUUUGAUUGACUGUUUGGAUUACAAGUGACUGCAUAUUGCUUUUUAUAUCCAGUAUUCUAUCCAACCAGUAUAUUAGUACACAUGGUAUUGUAUGUAGUAUGUAGAUAGCCACAAGCAUGAGCUGGAUUUACUAGGCAUCCAGAUUGCCACUGUAGAUAUGUCAGCCUGUUGGACAAAUGCUCAACCAACGCAAAUCACCUCAUACAGAUGCUUGUCCACAAGCUUGCGCAACUACUGUAGACUGAUUAUUGUCGCGUCAAAACAUUUAGAAUGUAUGCUUUUUUUUGGAGCAGAUUUCUAAAUAAAAGGCUUUAAGCUAAAAGCA